This is a messenger RNA of Thelazia callipaeda (thelaziosis nematode), 899 nucleotides long. Lineage: Eukaryota; Metazoa; Nematoda; Chromadorea; Rhabditida; Thelaziidae. The record is from the annotation of a GenBank genome assembly.
AUGAUUGACUUCUUGACCGAACCAAUUUUUACAGCGCAACAAAAACUGCCUGCAAUCAACAUAAAACCUUAUUUACAUCCAGCAACCAAAGUAUCUUUGCAACAUUUUUCACUGCACUGUAAUUGCUCAACGAAAAUGAUGAAUAGCAAAAGAAAUGCGAUCCAACCAGAUAAGCAGAUUCCUGGAAUGAUUUCAUCAACGAAAGAUUCUAAAAUGACGAAAGGACGAGACAGGUGCUGCUGCAAUUUAUUACACGUGAUCAAGGCGACACUGCUCAUUGGAUGUUUGGAACUUUGCUUUUUUUCCUAUGAAGUAUUUUCUACAGCACAUCAAUUUAUGCAAACGGGUGGGCAAUACAUAACGUCAUUGUCCAUAUUCUUAUUUGGAGUGAUUCUAGCUAUAAUUGCUGUGAUACUACUGUUUCUGGCUAUCAAAAUAUCAACUCCAUACUUACUAGUGCCGCACAUUCUGAUGCAGGCUGCAGCUGUGUGUGUGUUAUCAUCAUUGUGUUUAUUUUGUUUGUUCACUCUGUUGGCUGGAACGAGCCUGGAUUUCAGGCUUACUUCUCGAGGCGUAAGUCUGUUGAAAAAAUUCGAUACUGGAAAACAGUACGUACUGGUUAAUGCAGACGAUAGUUUCACUGACAACAGUCUGAUAGCAAAUAUGUUGGAUGAGUCGGUGUGGAUGCUAAUUAUUGUUUUGGCAGCGUUCUUUCACUUGCAAGAAAAAGUCAAUCAAAAAAGUCAACCUGCUGAUGGCGUUAACUCCACUACAAAUGCCAAAUCGAGCACCGAAUCUCCCAAAGGAUCUUUCAGAAAUAAACUAAGCACUGACAAAUGUUUUUCGAUGGAAUUUAAUCCAAAAAAUUUACCUGCGAGAGGAGAAACAGGCUGCUAGUU